This is a messenger RNA of Cooperia oncophora, 441 nucleotides long. The record is from the annotation of a GenBank genome assembly. NCBI's taxonomy places the organism in Eukaryota, Metazoa, Nematoda, Chromadorea, Rhabditida, Trichostrongylidae.
AUGCAUCGAGGAAUUUUAAAACAGUGUGUAAUGACGCGUAGCUACGGUAAUUGUCAUAUGCGUUUGUCGUCAGUGAUGCAACGUCUCCGGUGGUUCUUCGAUGACUAUGAUCUCUAUCCCAGUCGUAUGCUUGUCUACAGGCAUGUACCAACCCAAACAUUCGAAGUAGUGAUCGCUGGACUUUUAAUAUCAUCGAUAGUGAUGUCAUGUGCAGUGGUGGUGACUGGACCAUUUUGCUGUCAGAAAUGUCGCAUGUCAACAACAUUUAUCGUUCUGCUGACAGGUGUCUGUGUUGCAACUGCUUGCUUUGUAUACUGGCAAGCUAACCUCGAAGGGCAGACGUUCACACUCCAACAUACUCCAGUGCACGAUUUAUAUCCAUACGAAUAUAGUGAGAAUGUCCAGAGAAAAGUGCUCAUGUAUGACAACCAAAAUGAGUGA